AUGCGUGUGCUCGCCACCUUCGUCAUGGCGAUGGUCCUUCUUCUCGCUGCCAGCAGCGCUGUUCUGACAGCGACGACCCCGGACAAGUUGGCGAAGCUAAUGUCUACAGACUUGAUCGAGAAUCGUCAGCGUGAUGGCGUUCGCUUCCUGCGAAAUCAAGAAGGUGCUGAAUUGGACGACGAAGAGCGAAUCAGUAUCAAGAAUAUUGGGAACUUUUUGAAGAGGAUUUUCUCAAAAGAGGCCAGGAAGAAACACUAUCUGAAUAAGUUCAAGCAAGCCGAUAUAGAGAGCAAUCUCCCAAACCUCGCGAAAAAAGGUGGCCCCAACAGACUGAACGACGCUCUACAAAAACUAAAAAAGACUGGCAUCUCCGAAGAGCAGCUUAAGGAGCUCGAAUCUGCGGCGAAAGGCUAUUCAAAGGAGUGGUUUCGCAAAUUUGGCAAGCUCGAUCCUGUCAGAGCCUGA
Phytophthora infestans T30-4 is the source of this 465-nucleotide messenger RNA. Its product is annotated as secreted RxLR effector peptide protein, putative. The coding region runs from base 1 to 465 and encodes 154 amino acids. The record is from RefSeq and is a predicted model, not a curated record. NCBI's taxonomy places the organism in Eukaryota, Oomycota, Peronosporomycetes, Peronosporales, Peronosporaceae. The transcript has a single exon.